Messenger RNA from Babesia bovis T2Bo, 1752 nucleotides. RefSeq names its product putative Glucose-6-phosphate isomerase cytosolic. Gene Ontology annotation, biological process: glucose 6-phosphate metabolic process; gluconeogenesis; glycolytic process. The transcript is spliced from 5 exons. Bases 33 to 1697 code for a protein of 554 amino acids. The record is from RefSeq and is a predicted model, not a curated record. Gene Ontology annotation, molecular function: glucose-6-phosphate isomerase activity; monosaccharide binding; carbohydrate derivative binding. NCBI's taxonomy places the organism in Eukaryota, Apicomplexa, Aconoidasida, Piroplasmida, Babesiidae. Gene Ontology annotation, cellular component: cytosol.
UUUUCGGAGUGCUGCAUUGAUUGCUUUUCAAAAUGGCUUCUUUUGCGCUUGAGAAAUCUUCGGCAUACCAGUCCCUUCUUUCUCUUGGACGUUCUGCCGACAGCGUCGAUUUGGCUGCGCUUCUGCGUGACCGUAGUCGUUGCGAUCGUCUAAUUAAAGCCAUUGAAGGCGUUACUCUCGACCUUUCUAGACAGCUGGUUGACAUUCCUACUUUGGAAAAGUUGUUGGCACUGGCUCGCGAGGCUGGUUUGGAGUCCAAGAUUGCUGACUUCUUUGGGGGUGUUGCCAUAAACGGCACUGAGGGCAGAGCUGUGCUUCAUAUGGCUCUUCGCGCAAACCGCGAUGAAAAGUUCACUGUGGAUGGUGUCAACGUAACUCAGGAUGUAUACACCACUCUUGACAGUAUACGUGCGUUUGCUGAUGGUGUUCGUAGUGGGAAGAUUCUAGCUUCUGAUGGGAAGCCAUUUGAUUCGGUGCUUUGCAUUGGUAUUGGUGGUUCCUACCUCGGUACCGCGUUCGCUGCACAGGCCUUUAUGGCAUCUGGGUCAGCACGAACGGCUUGUGCAGGUCGUAAGAUCCGCUUCCUUGCUAAUGUAGACCCGGCUGGGUUUCGUAUAGCUGUUGAUGGUUUGGAUGCUAACCGUACUAUGGCCAUAGUUAUCUCGAAGACUUUCACUACUGCUGAGACUCUGAGGAACGCUGGAAUGGUGCGUGCUUGGUUGAAGGAAAACAUUCAUGAUCCGUCUAAGUUCGGCAAGCACAUGUGUGCUGUGAGCACCAACCUCAAGCUUACUAAAGAGUUUGGCAUUGAAGACUCGCAGGUAUUCGGUUUCUGGGAUUGGGUGGGUGGUCGUUUUAGUGUUUCAUCUGCUGUGGGCAUUUUGCCCUUGGCAAUUCACUUUGGUUUUGAUGUGGUUGAGAAAUUUUUGGCUGGAGCUCGUUUUAUGGAUGAACACUUUAGAUCUACUCCUCUUGAGGACAAUAUGCCUGUAUUGAUGGCACUUUGCAGUUUCUACAAUGCCUCUGUUCUCGGGUUAAACUGUGUAGCACUGCUUCCAUAUAGCGAGGAUUUGAGUUUGUUCCCUCGUUACGUCCAGCAGUUGUGUAUGGAGAGUAACGGGAAGUCAGUACGCAUGGACGGUGUCCGCCUUUCAUUUGACGCCGGUGAGAUAUACUUCGGUGAGAGUGGUACUAACGGUCAGCACAGUUUCUACCAGCUGUUGCACCAGGGUCGUGUGGUUCCUUCUGAGUUCAUUGGGUACAUUCGUAGUGACAAUGGUGACAGGGUUGAUGGUGGCGUUACUUCCCAUCAAGAGCUCAUGGCUAACUUUUUUGCACAGCCUGAUGCUUUGGCUUAUGGUCGCACUCCAGCACAGCUGGAGGCUGCUGGGUGCCCUGCUAACCUGAUACAGCACAAGCUAUGUCCCGGCAACAGGCCUUCCAUGGUAAUGUUGUUCGAUGAGGCGUCUCCAUUUGCACUGGGUGCUCUUGUAGCGCUUUAUGAGCACCGUGUGGCUGUCCAAGGUUUCCUUUGGGGCAUUAAUUCAUUUGAUCAGAUGGGUGUCGAGCUGGGAAAGGCACUGGCUGGCGACAUACGCAACCUCUUCAAGUCUGGUCACCAUGAUUGGCCUUCUGCUGUAAAAGAGGGUCAAAUAUCCUAUUCUACUACGCGUCUACUGGCAAAAUUUGCCCAGUAAUUUCCAUUACUUUACAUAAACCUACUUGUCUAAAUUGGACCUAAUUUUAUACAAC